UUUGCGUAGUCACCUCGGUUGCUGUGGAUACCGUUGAGUCCGGAAGUGGCCGGGUGGGCAACAUCUUCUAGGAACAUGGCUGUGCAGAGCUGGAUUGAUACCCUAAAAUCAUCUAAGAAAACAGCAUUAAUACACGACGGAAAAAGGAAGAUCCACUACCUUUUCACAGAUGGAAAAGAAAUGGCAGAAGAGUAUGACUUGCAAACAGAUGAGCUCAUCGUCCGAAAGUGGCGAAAUAAAAGCACACUUGGAGCCCAGGGCACAUGGCAGGUGGAGGUUGGGGAGCCACUUGCAGGCCCUGUAACUUCUUUGGAUUCGGAGGUGAUCAAGGAGAAUUGCUCCAACCCUCUGUUCAUGCGUAAAGACACAAAGACCAGCUUUCAGUGGAGAAUACGCAACCUUCCCUACCCCAAAGAUGUCUUCAGUGUUUCGGUGGAGCCAUCUGAGCGAUGCAUCAUCAUAAAAACCUCAAACAAAAAGUAUUAUAAGAAGUUCCCUGUUGUUGAUUUAGAUCGCAGUCAGCUCCCAUUGGACGGCUCUGCCCUCAGCUUCACUCACGCCAACAACACUUUAAUUGUCAGCUACAAGAAACCCAAGGAGAUCUUAACCCUUGAACAGGAGCUAAUGAAGGAGCUGAAGAAACUGAAGGGGACGGGUGACGGGGACGUCGACUGCAAAACUCAAUGAAUUCUGACUGUGGGAGCGAGGGAAUCAUUCUGUGUUGCAUUUAAAGCAGAGCCUCGCUGCUCGGAGCGUUCAUGCAUUUUUCUUCAGUGGAUCCCAUCAUUGAGAAGACCUUUGCACAGUGCCUUGUUAAUGGUUUAACGCUUCUACAUGUGUCUACUAAUUGGGCUCCAUUUAUUAGAGUUGCUAUUGUUGUAAUUUGUCUCGACAUUUAUAUUUGAUACAGACAAAUAUAUUGUUCUGCAGUCUCACAAUAAGAUUGAUUUACUUACUGCGUUUUCCUAAAUGAUUUAUUUCACAGAAAUAUUAUUUAACAAUUCACAUAAAGAUCUUUUGUAGGGAAAUUUCAACUUGUAUCACAACAGACUCUAUUUGUGCAAACCUACUAGGGAGCCGUUUUGAUGGGGGUCACAUAACCUACAACCCUUCCUUUCAUUGAUGUCCUUGUAAAACACUCAAAACACACAAUGCCUCAUCCCUGUUCGUUCCGGGGUCACUGUUACGAGCACAUCCCAUUUGUGUUAACUGAAUACCCUCAUGUUCCUUGUAUGUAGUGGGCCACCCUGAAAGCCAUUACUGAAACCCUGGUCAGCGAGCAGGCUAGUGUUACUGUUACCCUUUGCAACAGGGGGUCGCUCUGACCCUGAGGUCUCAAGACAGAACUCCAUUGACACAUGCAAGUAAUGGGUGCAAAUGUUGGAGGGAUUUAUUUUUCUUCUUCUUAUUAUUAUUGAUAAUAUAUUUUAACUAAGACAGCAUUUCAUGCUUUUGGAUUUUUGAAGUCAAUGAUCUGUAUGUGUGAUAUGUACAGAAGAAAAAAUAAUUGUAUAGAUCGAUGCUUCUGGAUGGGAUAUUUGUCUACUUUUUCACCAAGUUCAAUUAAAUAAAAACACUCUCCAACCAGAAA
Messenger RNA from Acanthopagrus latus (yellowfin seabream), 1591 nucleotides. RefSeq names its product deleted in primary ciliary dyskinesia homolog (mouse) (gene dpcd). The coding region runs from base 76 to 687 and encodes 203 amino acids. NCBI's taxonomy places the organism in Eukaryota, Metazoa, Chordata, Actinopteri, Spariformes, Sparidae. The transcript has 6 exons. The record is from RefSeq and is a predicted model, not a curated record.